Molecule: messenger RNA, 300 nt
Organism: Gossypium raimondii (Peruvian cotton)
Lineage: Eukaryota; Viridiplantae; Streptophyta; Magnoliopsida; Malvales; Malvaceae
Exons: 1
Coding region: 1-300 (99 amino acids)
Biological process (GO): proteasome-mediated ubiquitin-dependent protein catabolic process
Cellular component (GO): nucleoplasm; cytosol
Molecular function (GO): polyubiquitin modification-dependent protein binding; proteasome binding; ubiquitin binding
Source: RefSeq, a predicted model, not a curated record
AUGAAAUUGGUGGUGGAAAUUCUGACCGGAAACCUGUUUUAUGUCCAAGUCGAGGACGAUGCCACGAUCGAUGACCUGAAGAAAGAGAUCGAAGGUCAAGAGAAUUUGGCCCGUGAGCGUAUGAUCUUGAUUGUUGAUUCUAAAGACGAAAACCAGCUUAUAAGUAAAGAAGAUGAUGGAGCUUCUCUAGCGGAUUUUGGAGUGCAAGAUGGAUCUCACAUUUAUCUCUUCUUUAAUCCUUUAAAUAUUGAAUCGCCUUAUUAUCAUCUUUUCACUUUACCUGAAUCUCUCUUGGGAUAG